UGGUUUUAUAAAAUUAUAUGUAAGCACAUUGUGAAGCCCCUUCAUGGACAAACUGGCUUUACGUGUGUGUGUGUACAUGUGAAUCUGAGAAAAAUAACUCACACAAGUGAGCAUUUUCGCGCAAGAAAUCUCGAGAUUUCAGAAUUGAGUGUACCAAUUUUAAUCGGACUGGUCGCAAUCGAAAGCUCACAUCAAUGUUAUAUAAUAAAAUUGCCAUUAAAUUUUUUAUUAUAAUUUUAGUUUCUGAGAUAUUUUAACUGAAAGUGAAUUUGACAGCUAAAUUCCAGAUAAAGCUUAGUAGCGGCGUGACAUUUUGCGUCAUGCGCGAAGUUACGCGAUUCUUUACUUGGCGUCGCUUGAUACAAAAAAUAAAUAAAGUCAAUGGUGUAUAAUUUGAAAGUCGCAAGUAAUAAUUUGCAAUAAAUGAGACUAUUUUUCAAGACGACACAACUGGCAAAUUUUAUUGAAAUAAUAACAGUUACGAAAUAAUAACAGUUACAAAAAAAAUAAAUAUAUUAAAUAAACAAAACUUAAUUUCUACUCAUCCUAAUAAAGGAGUACAGAUAAUUUGAUAACUAUUGAUUAGAUUAAUUGCAGCUUAGUCGAAAUUAUCUUCGGAUAAAAUUUGUAUACAUUAAAACAAAAAAAGGGCUCGAUCAUCUCUCUUAGAAUGUAUACCGAGUCUUCCGAUUUACGAAAAUUCUGAAAUCGAUAAUUGCGAUAAUCGAUUCAACAAUUUAUGAUAAUUAAUUCAAUAUUGUGCAAGCGGGAACAAAAAUUCCAUUUUGUUUUGGCGUAACGAGAUUGAAUUUACGCCGAGCUCUUUCCCUUCUCUUCCAGCGAUCGAAUAAACAGCCAAUCAAUUGAUUCGAAAAAAAAAGACACGACGGGAGAGUAAAGUUCAGACUGACCGUUUACUGCGCCUACCUAACCUAACCGAACAACAUUUUCUGCUGGAUUGUUAUUCAUUUCCUAACCUCAUCUAAUACGUGUCGGAGACUAUCGAGUUAUCGAAUACCUUGAAAAUCGUGAUCGCCGAAUAUCAGACGUGCGCGCACGCGGCGCCCGACCCUCGAACGGCGGUAGAACGUUGAUUCGUGACAAUUUCACGGCAGUUUCGCCGCAGCUGAACUUUUCGUACCUCACCGGGUAAAAUAGUCGCGCGGAGAUAAAAAUGGGAGAGAAAUAUUGACGAAGCUGUCGAAUGACAGCACUACAGUGAAACAAUAAAAACGAAGCGCCGUUCGCUCGCGUCGCGUAUCAACGGACGUGCCUUAUCUCCGUUUAUCUCAUCCCGUGUAACAUUCGAUUAUCGGCGCGUCAUUCGCCCGUCUUAUCCGAAAGAGACGACACGCGAUCGAAAGUACUCCUCGUUUCUUUGCUCCCGCGUCUCUCAUUCCUCGGAUUAUGCAUCGAACCCGUUUCCGCAAUCUCGCGAGACUGUGGGGGAUCCAUCGGAGAUCGAUGGUCGCCGGCCGGGACGCGUUCGUCUACGGGCCGAACGUCGAGAUGGCCCUCGGGAACGGCCUACCCGUCGUGGCACUGGAAUCCACGAUUAUCACGCACGGCAUGCCGUACCCGGACAACCUGAACACCGCCCUGAGAGUCGAGGACGCAGUCAGGAAGCAAGGCGCCGUGCCUGCGACGAUAGGUAUCAUAGGCGGCAAGGUACACGUAGGCCUGAACGGCGAGCAACUGGAGACUCUGUCCAGAGCUGACCCCGCGAGGACCGUCAAGUGCUCGCGCAGGGAUAUCUCUUACAUCCUGUCGCGCGGCUUGAACGGCGGCACGACCGUCAGCGGCACGAUGCUGAUCGCACACGCAGCCGGUAUUCCGAUAAUGGCAACAGGUGGUAUCGGCGGCGUUCACAGGGGAGCCGAGCUGACCCUCGACAUUAGCGCGGACCUGAUUGAGCUCGGACGCACGCCGGUGGCGGUUGUCUGCUCCGGCGUCAAGUCCAUCCUGGACAUCGGCAAGACCCUGGAGUACUUGGAAACUCAGGGGGUACCGGUCGUAAAGAUAGGCGAAACGGCCGAGUUUCCAGCUUUCUACUGCACGGAAACCUCGGACAAGAUAAGAGCGCCGUGCAGGGUCUCCAACGUGAAGGAGGCAACCGCUAUCGUCGAGAGGCAGCGAGCGCUGGGCGUUGACACGGGGAUAUUGUUCGCGGUCCCCAUUCCCGAAAAAUAUGCGUUGCAGCCCAGCGUCGUGGACGCCGCUAUAUCCGAGGCUCUAAGGAAAGCUAGCGCCAUGCACGUGACGGGCAAACAAGUCACGCCGUUCCUUCUGAGGGAACUCAACGAGAUCACGCGUGGCCAGUCUCUCGAAGCAAACGUGGCUCUCAUAGAAAAUAACGCCAGAGUCGCGGCCGAAAUUGCCUUGAAUCUCUACGAAAGCUCUCAGGCAGCUUGUACGAAGCCCACUUCCGCACGGUUAAGAAUAUCGAAACAGAAACCGAUAGUGAUUGGCGCGUCAGUCCUGGACACCGUUCUGCAGGUGAAGGAGGAAAUAAACAAUGACGGUAGAACGCUCACUGGGCAAACCAGACGCAGCUGCGGCGGGGUUGGUCGAAAUGUCGCCGAUGCGCUGCUCAAGCUCGGCUUGAGGAAUACUCGACUGAUAUCUGUCGUUGGCGAUGACGAGCAUGGCAAGACUAUUCUCGAAAGUUUAGGAGCCGGAGGCGAAAUGGUGAAACGCAUGUCGGACGUUGAUACCGCGAAGUUCACAGUGAUAGUGGAUGUUAACGGCGAAUGUCACUUCUGCGUCAGCGAGUUGGAAUCUUUCGCUGCAAUCAACCCGAAGUUGAUAAAGGAAUAUCAUUCGCAUCUCGAAGAAGCAAGUCUCAUUGUUCUUGAUGCAAAUCUCGAAUUGGACACCAUGCGCUACGUGCUCGACUUUGCGCGGCAUACAAAUAUUCCAGUCUGGUACGAGCCCACGGACAUUCAAAAGGCGGCGAGGAUAUUCCAAGCUGGACCACUGUGGGAAAACGCGGUGCACUUUGUCUCGCCGAAUCGGAACGAACUGAAAGUUAUGGCCGAGCACCUCGGCAUCCUCCCCGUCGUCACCGGGAACAUGGACGACCUGGCGGCCGUGAGGAGCACGGCCGAGCAGCUGAGCGAACGCAUUCCGGUCGUCGUGACCACCCUGGGAGCACAGGGAGUGCUGGUGACCCGAAAAGCCACGCAAGAAGAGCCGUUCUAUGACGAGAGCGGGGAACUGAUCGCCAACUCGCCGUCGGUCGCGUCUCGAUUGUAUGCCGCCGAUGCUGCUGAAAAGACGGGCAAGAUCGUCAACGUGAGCGGCUGCGGGGACUGCCUCACCGCAGGAAUAAUUUACGGGAUUCAUAGGAAUAUGGACGAGCUCGGCUGCAUCUCCGUGGCUCUGAGAGCCGCCGCGCUCUCGUUGAGAUCUUAUGACGCGGUCCCGCGGACGCUCCAGGACGCCAUCCAGUAUCCAGAUAAUCUCAAUUAUCAGAUUAAUCUUAAAUGCACUUGUUUGUAAUUAAUCUUUUGUAAUUAAUUUUUCAACUGACAAUUAGCGGCGUUUUUAAUUGUACAGAUCUUUUCAUAAAAUAAAUAAGGCGCUUUAU
Messenger RNA from Monomorium pharaonis (pharaoh ant), 3589 nucleotides. Its product is annotated as pseudouridine-metabolizing bifunctional protein C1861.05. Lineage: Eukaryota; Metazoa; Arthropoda; Insecta; Hymenoptera; Formicidae. The record is from RefSeq and is a predicted model, not a curated record. The transcript is spliced from 9 exons. Gene Ontology annotation, molecular function: pseudouridylate synthase activity. Bases 1408 to 3501 code for a protein of 697 amino acids.